UAUGGUCUAUGGAGAUGCUAUGAAGUGAAGAAGGAGAAAAACCAUUGGCGGGGGCUUUCAUCUCCUUUGCAAUACGAUGGCAACGUUCACAAGCUGUAGCUUCAGCAGCGCAAUAAACCUGAGGUUCCAUUUGAAUCCUCCGACGAGUUACACGCUGAAGCACCGAAUCCAGCUGAGGAGAAUUUCAAAGAGAAAUUUCGGCAGAUUGAUAAUUAGGUCUUUCAGUGGCACCGACGGCGGUAAUGGCGGCCGGAACAAUGGAGACGGGAAGCUGGAAAAGGACAACUCUUCGAAUACGGCUACAGCCACGACUACCACUACGGCUUCUGACGACGCCGCCGAGGAUAGGCGCGGCGCAGGCGUCGCUAAGGAUUCCGAGGAUUCUCCACCAUCCGUUUCUUCGAGACAGCCAACACUGGUUGGAUCACCUUAUAAUAAUUUCCAAAUAGAUUCUUUCAAAUUGAUGGAACUUCUUGGACCAGAGAAAGUUGAUCCUUCUGAUGUAAAGAUCAUUAAGGACAAACUUUUUGGAUAUUCCACUUUCUGGGUGACAAGAGAGGAGCCAUUUGGAGAUCUAGGAGAGGGCAUUCUUUUCCUUGGAAAUCUUAGGGGAAAGAGGGAGGAUGUUUUUGCCAAACUUCAGAGUCAACUAUCUGAAAUUAUGGGUGAUAAGUACAACUUAUUCAUGGUGGAGGAACCUAAUUCUGAAGGAGAAGAUCCACGUGGUGGACCUAGAGUCAGCUUUGGAAUGCUGCGUAAAGAGGUUUCUGAACCCAGUCCUACAACACUGUGGCAGUAUGUGAUUGCUCUUAUUUUAUUUCUUCUUACAAUUGGAUCCUCUGUGGAGCUAGGAAUUGCAUCUCAGAUUAAUCGCCUUCCUCCAGAGGUAGUUAAGUACUUUACUGAUCCAAAUGCCAUUGAACCACCAGACAUGCAGCUUUUGUUACCCUUUGUAGAGUCUGCUUUACCCUUAGCUUAUGGUGUCCUGGGAGUGCAGUUAUUCCAUGAAGUUGGGCAUUUUCUGGCUGCCUUUCCAAGAAAAGUGAAACUAAGCAUUCCUUACUUAAUUCCAAACAUUACCCUUGGGAGCUUUGGAGCGAUCACUCAGUUCAAGUCUAUUCUUCCUGACCGAAAAGCCUUGGUUGACAUUUCUCUAGCUGGGCCAUUUGCUGGUGCUGCAUUGUCUUCUGUCAUGUUUGCUGUUGGCCUACUACUUUCUUCAAACCCAACUGCUUCAGGAGACUUGGUUCAGGUUCCUAGCACACUUUUCCAAGGCUCCUUGCUUCUUGGACUUAUUAGCAGAGGCAUUCUCGGUUAUUCAGAAAUGCACGCCGCUGCAGUUUCAAUCCAUCCUCUUGUGAUUGCUGGCUGGUGCGGCUUAACUACGUCAGCUUUCAAUAUGCUACCGGUUGGAUGUCUUGAUGGUGGCAGAGCUAUUCAGGGUGCUUUUGGAAAAAGUGCUAUCAUUGCCUUUGGUCUGGUAACUUACACAAUGCUGGGGCUUGGAGUGCUGGGUGGACCUUUGUCACUUCCAUGGGGAUUAUAUGUGCUCCUGUGCCAGAGGACUCCAGAGAAGCCUUGCUUGAAUGAUGUGACGGAGGUGGGAACCUGGAGAAAAACUCUUAUUUCUGUGGCUGUAUUUCUUGUAGUGUUGGUUCUGCUUCCAGUAUGGGAUGAGCUUGCAGAGGAGUUGGGCAUUGGUCUCGUAUCAACCUUCUGAAUGAGUGGAGAUGAGACAACUGACAAGGCUAAUUAAAGGGAUGUCACAUUGUCACCUAUUCUGCUCAGAUAAGAAGGAAAUGCUUUUCACUUGGUUUUUGAAGUUGACGCUGAGGGCGAAGGUGAAAAUCACGCAAUCUUUCGUUUUAUAGAAUUUUAUUUAUUUUUAUAUACGUAGUAACUAGUAAGUGAACACAACUAUUUUUUUAGUAGAUUAGAAGAUUAGAACAUGAGUGCAAAUUAAGCCAGUAAUAUACUCGUAUAUUUUGUUUUAGUUUUAUUGCAGUUAUUCCUAAAAUUAAAUGAUGUCCCAGAAUAAACGAGAAAUUUGGUGUAUUUGCCAAUAUAAUGCUAAUACGUUCCUCAUUUUAA
Molecule: messenger RNA, 2091 nt
Organism: Ipomoea triloba (trilobed morning glory)
Lineage: Eukaryota; Viridiplantae; Streptophyta; Magnoliopsida; Solanales; Convolvulaceae
Product: probable zinc metalloprotease EGY1, chloroplastic
Exons: 11
Coding region: 77-1720 (547 amino acids)
Biological process (GO): proteolysis
Source: RefSeq, a predicted model, not a curated record